UACUGUUGACUGUGACGAAUGACUGUCGGUCGAGUGUCGACUGCUACUAAUACUGAGUAAAUGUCAAUUUAAGAUGUUUAAACUUCUAGUGUUUAACGUAUGCAUAUUCUUAAAUAAAUUAUAAUUUAUCUUCUUAUUGCACUUAUAAACUUUGAAGUGCACUACAAUGGAUGAAGACUGGCAAACAAAGAAGUCAACUAUUAGAGAAAGAGCUGAAAUGUUAUUUGUUUCUCAAGACUUGUGUGAUUGUGAAUUCCUUGUAGGUACUGAAAAGGUUAAGAUCCCAAGUCACAAAUUAUUUCUGGCUAUGUCCAGUCCUGUAUUUUAUGCAAUGUUUUUUGGUGAGAUGGCAGAAAGAGAAUCUGUUGAAAUCAAAGACAUUGAACCUGAUGCAUUCAAAGGAAUGUUACAGUAUAUUUACACGGAUCAAGUGGAGUUUGAAUCUUGUGCACAUGCUUGUGCCGUGUACACUGCUGCCACCAAGUAUCUCCUUCCCUACCUGGAAGAGUACUGUAUAAAGUACCUUCUUGGUAACAUCGCUGCAAACUCUGCUUGUGAACUCUUUGAGUUUGCCUUAUUCCAUGAUAACUCUGAAAUCAAGGAUACAUGUUUGAAGGUAUUCCAAAAUGACACUCAGGGAGUGUUAAAAAGUACUGGUUUCCUUGAGUCAGAAUUUUCAACUGUACUAACAAUUUUUGAACAACCUAAACUUGAACUUGACUCUGAACUCGAACUGUUUCAAGGUUUGAAGGAGUGGACUGACGCUGAAGCUGGACGAUUAGGUGUAAGUGUCGAGUCCCUGUCGACAUCGGUAACUGAAGCUCUCAGUAAGAUCAGGUUUCUUAUGAUGACUGCUGAGGAGUUCACGGGAGGGCCAGCAUUGUCUCCACUUUUGACUUCAGAGGAGAAACUGGCCAUUGCAAUGAAUAUUACCAAGCCAGGAGUGAUAGAGAUACCUGAACGGAUCAAUACGAGCAAAGGUCCAAGGGAGGUGAUGCAGCCUGAUACAGUAGUGCCUGUCCCACCGUUGGAGUGGAGUCUGGUAAGGGAGGUGUCAGAUACCAUUGUGUACCCUGUCACCCGAUGGGUCAAUCCCUUUCCACGGAAGGGCCUUACAGUUUCUAGAAACAUCAGGCUCAAAGGGGUUAAGAUUGCCUCUCAACGAGCAUCAACUAACGGCACCGAAUGCUCACUGACCUAUAAGGAAAAUGUGACAAUGGUGCUCAAAAAGGACUGGGCGGUCAAGUUUUCUGGUGCCAAGUAUGUGCAAGACACACCCUACAAUAGUACCUUCACUGUGCUCUUCUACAAGCCAGUGCUCAUUGAGGUAGGCAAGAAGUAUUGGAUCAUCGUCCAAUUCGACAAGAACGGUGACUACCAGUUCACGCGUGAUGCAUGCAGCGUCUACACCCUUAACAACAUCAGGGUGGAACUGUACGAAGAGUUCUCUCCCAUCACAGAGUUUCUGUUCUGUGACAAACCUGAAGACCAACAAUAGUCCAGCGAGAUUAGUCAUGUAAUGUUAGACAAAUAUCUGUCAUGUAAAUAUCACAUUCCUUGGUCUAUGUUUUGUCUGUUCUGUUAUGUCUACUUGUAAUCGUCUCCACCAGCUCCUAUCAAAAAUGGUCUAUUUACACUAUAUUAUCGCUAACUAAUCAGUUAUAUAUGUACAUUUUCCAACAUACUAUUUUAUAAAUUAAUGUUCAGUGUACAAGGAUGAUACGAAAUAUUACAUAAGUAGAUCGAAACAAAAGUUAAUUUAAUUUACUUACUCAGGCUAUAAAUGUAAUUAAAAUAACCAUAAUAACAACAAAAAGGCCGAUAAGAAUUUAAUAAGAUUAAUAUGUGCUAGAUUAACUAAAAGGAUUAGUAAACAAAGAGAAAUAUGUAUUUUAUAAAUUAUAUAAAUAAGUUUUAUAAAUUCAUAAAGUACAAGGAAAAAGUUACAAACUUAAUACCCAAUUAAUCUUAACAAAUAUACAAUGGAUAACAUAACUUGAUAUAUGAUAAGUUAGAUAUUUUAGGAUGUAUGACUUGAAAGCAUAUUUAGAGCUCGAUUCAUAAAAUUACGUAUAUGUGGUUGGAUGCUCAUAAAUUGAACUGCAUGUUUGCCUGUGGUCAAACAGCAAAGUAGUCUGUUUUGUUUGAAGUUGGGAGUGCUCAAACCAAAAAUGUUGUUUUGGCUGUGUUGUUGAUCGUAUUGCAAAGUCUCAUAAGGCUCGUUAUGAUACGUCUAGCAGAAAGUUGCACAACUUUCUCAAGUAUUCACUUGAGAAUGAGAGGUUUCUAAUGUCCUUCUCAUUUAAAGCCUACUUUUUUCAUAAGUGAGUAGUCUAUAAAUAUAUUUACAAGUUUAACACUUCCACUUUUAGGUUUUUUGCCUGUUUUAUUAAAUCAUGCGUACCAUGAAUGACAGAUAUUUGUUAAUAGUGUGAAGCAGGCUGUGCUUAGUCCUUAUAUAAUGUAGUAGAUAUUGUUAGUAAUUAAACAUUUAUUGAAAAUAUUUAUCAGAUAGUAUUACCAUUUAUGUAGAGUUUUCUUUAAAUUUAUUUUACAUUUUGUAUUAGAAAUAAUUUAUUUUUGUAUCUAAUGUUUUUAAUCUUUAUGUUUUUUAAUAUUAAUACAAUUUAUUUUAAAUCAUAUUAACAUGAAUUUCAGUGUAUUAAAACUGUGUAUGUUUUUUUUUAAUGACCAUGGUACUCAUGUUUCAUGAUCAACGUGUUACAAGCUAUGCAAUAAAAUCAAUUAUUUUUA
Molecule: messenger RNA, 2754 nt
Organism: Homalodisca vitripennis (glassy-winged sharpshooter)
Lineage: Eukaryota; Metazoa; Arthropoda; Insecta; Hemiptera; Cicadellidae
Product: BTB/POZ domain-containing protein 2-like
Exons: 6
Coding region: 167-1498 (443 amino acids)
Biological process (GO): neurogenesis
Cellular component (GO): P-body; cytosol
Molecular function (GO): protein binding
Source: RefSeq, a predicted model, not a curated record